CCCUCCAGAACCUCCAGGCUACAUCAGUGGUACUGUGCCAACUCCACAUCUCUUCUUUCGGCGUAACGUAUUUGUGUGACGGCCUGUUGGAGUUUGGAAAUACUCACUGAAGUGUCCUCGAGGAGAAGAAUGUGUGGGUCAAAGUAUGAACGUGUACCUCUACAAAUCAGGCUACCAUACCAAGGUUCGUCACGUGUGUGACGUUUCCGGCUGGUACUUUAUAAUAACAGAGGUCCUGUGCUGCGGACCAUGUACAAAAGCAGCCAGGAGUGGUGGCAUUUGCAAGGCGGGCAGGUGGUUGGCAUGGGAUUCUGCCAUUCUUUGUCAACUCAGUGAGGCUCACCAAGCCAUGUUUCCUGCUAUUCUGACAGACAAGCGUGGUGUGGACAAAAAUGUGGUGCGGCUUUUGAGGGACCGGACCGAAGGGAACACCAUGGUUAAAGUGUGGCGACAAAUUCAGGAGAAUCAUGUUGAGGAGUAUCUCCACAGGAAAGACCUUUACACCACACUCCUCAUGACUCUCCUGAAGCCUGGGGGAAUCGUGUCAGCCUUAGGACACACGUUUGAGGCUCCACCUCCUCAAAGAGAGCUUCCCUCGGCUCGCCUGCUUCGCCAUGCUUUCCUUCUGGCGGAGGCCAGCAACGUACAGGACUACAGGAACCAGAUUCUCUCCACUUUUGGCAAAGUGCUAAAGAUGGACUCCACUAAAAAGGUGGUGAAGAAGCUGUCUGGGGAGGGUAAAGGCACGGCGGAGUGGUUUACCAGCAUAGGCAAUGAGCAUUCGCAGAUUGUCUCAUUUGUUCUUACCUGUGAAGAGUCCACUCGGUGUCUGAAGCCAAUGUGUCAGGGAGUAAUGGACCGCUUCCACCAGGCCAAUCAACUUGUGCCCAACAUCUUGUACAUUGACCGCGGGUGUUGUCGGGCACAAGGCCCGAGCGCUGUGGAGAGCUUAUUCCAGACGUGGGUUGAGAAUGGUAUGGUGGUGCGUUUGGACAUCUUCCACUGGAUACAUCGCUUUGAUGCAGCCAUUCGUACAGACAGCCACUCCAAGUACGCUGUGUUCAAGUCUGCCCUAGCAGGAGCGGUGCUGGCCUACAACCGCACAGACUUGGAGCUGCUCAUCAAAGCUGUUAGAGCGAAGGACCCGACAGUUUUUCACACCGUGGCUGAUGAAGACAUGAUGCGACUUUAUGUAUCCAGGGAACAGCUGAAGCACCACGUUCGCAGAGUCACACUUGGGGCUCAGGAGACCUUCCGGCUUGUCCAGAUAGCCAUAGAUGAGCUCAAAGGUCCUGCUGGGCUAGACGAGAGUGGAGUCAGCCUCUUCAAAUCGGCAGAAGCAAUAGACGGUGUAUGGGAAGGCCAGCAACGACACCUAGAGUGCAUUCAGGAUCCUCCAGAGAUGAGCAUGUACAGAGUGGCUCAUAGCACCAACAUCAACGGGGUGGACCUUCCUUAUUUCAAAUGUCUCCGUGGAAGCAACAGCCUGGAAGGAUUCCACAAAACACUGCCUCACAUGAUACCAGGUCCCCACUGUGCUGCACGUCCAUAUCAAGUUUACCUGAUUAGUGGAAUCGCUCGGUGGAACUCAGACCGCAGCUCUGAUGCUGUGUUUGGUGGGAAAGGCAGAAAACUAAGAUCCUACUCUGCACCUCUGAUCGAGCGCCUUAACACCCGCUGCCAGCAGCUGUUUGGAGAAACCGUGGAGAAGAAUUUCCAAGCCCCUGCUGCUGUGACAUCAAAUGAGCUGCUUGGUUUGGAGUACCUCUUUAGCCAAAGCACAGGUGAAUCUGUUGCCUUCUCCCUCAGUGACCUCUCAAAGGAUGGUCCCAGUCCAGAGGAGGAAGUGGUUCAGCCAGACGAGCUUGACCCCAAUGAGGAUGACGAGGCCUACCAGAGCGACCCAGAGGCAGACCAGGACAGGAUGACUACUGACCCGGCCCACAUAAACCUUACCAUGGAGGAAACCACCACUGCUUACCCUCCGGCCUUUGAGGAUGCCUGUAGCCCCAACCCGCUGCCUGGAUUCCACCAGCUGGAAAACUUCUGUUCUCUGCUUGUGGAGAUUGGCAAGACUGAGAAUAAGCUGAGCCUGAUGACAGAGCAAAGGAACAGGCUCGUCGCCGCAUGGCACGAUGUAAUGGAACAUGACAAGCAACCACAGAAGUUUCAUCAGCUUUACAGAACACACUGGGGUAACACCUUGUAUUGCCGCACAAAGAGGGACGAUCUUGCUGAUGCUGCUGUGAUUCAGCGUGUCAAGAUGGCCAAGCGGUACGCACCGGCUCAGCAGGACAUCAGCGCUCAGCAAAACCGGCUAAUGUACACACUGGUCAAACUUCUUUGGCUGGGCUUACCUCAAAAAUCCAAAGCAAGCCCAGAAAAUACAUCCAUCCUGAAAGCCUAUGAGAGAAUUCAGCACUGCAUAUUGGUGGAGGAUCCAGUGCUGAGUAAAGUCGGUAUUCCUCUACCAAAAAUUAACAACAAGACGGUGAGGGAUUUCAUCCGUCGUCAAGAGAGGCUCAUCAACCUGCAGUCAACAAGAAUGCCAUCGGCCUCAAUAUCAAAGAUUACUUCUGUCUCCUCAAAAGACUUACCUCCAGCACCACAUCAACCGUCGGUUCUCCCUCCACCUGUAUAUCAACAGAUUGUGUAUGAACACAUUCCCAGCAAGGCAGGGACCAAGGUCUUAAAAGAACGAUCAGACAUGGUAAUGACAGCUCCUAAAACCUCGUCCCGGGUAAUGCCAGCCAUGUCUACCGUCUUCAGACCUCCACCAAGAAACACUUCAUCCACUGCUCCUACACAAGAGAUUCCGGCUACGUCCACCAGCACCACACCCUUGACAGUGUCUUCUGGCCCCACUGACACACCACAGAGUAUUGACACCCCCUCAGCCUGGUCCAGAGCUACAGUGUACAAAAGGAAAAGCACAGACAAUCCUACUCAAGUUGGAGUCAAACUGUCACGUGUACAUAACUUGCCUGUUUGUACGCUUUGCCACCAACCCACUCAGGGACACAAAAAAUAUAAAAAAAAGACUUUUUGUCCUGUGAAAAUGAUGUCGACCUCCUUAGGAUUGGACAACAGAGUGUUCGACAGCUAUGAACACUUUACCACAGUUGUGGACUCACUAAAGUGAAUUUUGUUUUGCCUUUGUGAGAUAGGAAUAGCGUUUUUAUUUCACGUAACCGCACUUUUUACUCACUAUUUUUAAUUAUAUAAAGUUUAUGUGUGUAUCUGCUGUAUCUUUUAACCCAUUUUUAAAAGCAACAAUAUAUAGGAUAUUGUAUAUAUUGCCUUUAAUAUAUUUUUCUAUAUCACUUAACUAUUUUAUACUUGAUGUAACUGUGAUGCUUGUCUUGAAUAUUGCAUUUUAUUUCAUUCCAGUUAUAUUUUAUCUACCUAACCUUACCUUAUAUUUCAUAUUAUAUUAUAUUUUGUGUUAAAUGUAACCCAACGUU
This is a messenger RNA of Triplophysa dalaica, 3464 nucleotides long. RefSeq lists its product as uncharacterized. The record is from RefSeq and is a predicted model, not a curated record. Bases 146 to 3142 code for a protein of 998 amino acids. NCBI's taxonomy places the organism in Eukaryota, Metazoa, Chordata, Actinopteri, Cypriniformes, Nemacheilidae. The transcript is spliced from 7 exons.